Molecule: messenger RNA, 2592 nt
Organism: Danio rerio (zebrafish)
Lineage: Eukaryota; Metazoa; Chordata; Actinopteri; Cypriniformes; Danionidae
Source: RefSeq, a predicted model, not a curated record
CAACAACAACAACAACAACAACUGCAUUGCGUUGAUGAAAUACAUGGCUGUAGAAGAAGCGACUUUGUAAAAAAUGUUUUACUGCUUAGUUAAUAAAGAAGUUACGUGUUUGUUUAGACGGAAGACUUGUGUUUGUCUGCAAUUCAGAUAACGUUAGCGGACAUUUUUUUUAUUACGCUUGAAAACUAAGCUAACGCUUCGGAUUCUUCAAGAACAGUAUUUUCCAGGUGUAACGCCAACUUACUCCUUAAUUUUCCUUAAUUUCGAAGACGUCAUGCAUACUAGAGAGAUCAUAUAUUGUGCUACACAAAUCGAAAGGUUGCACGAGGACGGCAGUUAUGAAGAUGUUAUAUCAUUACUGACUGAACUCGACAUCACUUCUGUCACGUUAGAGCAGAUUCAGACAACAGAUAUUGUAAAAGUUCUUUACAGACUGCUUAAGUCCUGUCCUGUUUUGAGUGCUAAAACAAAAGCAAAGAGCUUGCUGACAAAAUGGAAGAAGUUGUACAAUUUGUCACAUGCAAUAUUACUCAAAAAUAAUGACAAAAACACACGGGAGGACAAGGAAUUAGAGACGCAUAACAUGUCUAAUGUUGAGUUACCAUUGGAAUUUCCAUUUUUAACCAAUGGAUUUCAGCCCUUACAUGAAAAAGUGAACGAGAGUCAAGCAUGUAACACAAAGCAGCUUGAUAUAACAAAGGAUGCAAACCAGGGAAAAUGUAAUAAUUUAUGCUUUAAUGCAUCUUCUAAAAAACUUUGUAUAGCAACUGAAUCUGCAGAAUCUCUCCAGACACAGCUUGAGCAAGAGAGCAUUACUCCAGCCGUGGAAUCAAAUAGAUCUGAUACAGAGGAAAGUGCUCAAACCUCAGUUCCUCAAAACACAAAUCAGCACACAACUAACUGUGACUCUACAGCACUGAGAUCCAAAUGUGUCCAUCUGAUCCUUCAGGCUCUUAGCACAAACCAACAAACAGACCCAGGUCAUAUGAACAAGCUCAAAGCCCUUGCUGAGAACAUUGAGUUGCAUGUUCAUGCUCUUCAUGGACGAAACCAGCAUAAGUACAAGUUUCAUAUUAGGAGCAAGGUUGCCAACCUAAAGAACCCAAACAACCCCCACCUACGCCAAGGCCUUAUUUCAGGACAACUGACUCCAGAUGCAUUUGCCCAGAUGUCUGUAGAGGAAAUGGCAGGUGAGAAACUUCGACGGCUCAGAGAAACUUACACCAGUUUGGCCAUCAGUGAGCAUCAGUUACCAGAAACAGUUAAAGGCACCCCUACCAAUAAAGUUCGCUGCAGGCAAUGUGACAGUAUGGAUUGCAGGGUGACUCAAAUCUCACGAGGGACUCUUUUCUUGCCAUCCUGGGUGCAGAGUGGCAGUGCAGAUAAUGAUUCUAUGACUUUUAUGACCUGUGCUAAUUGUGGAGAACAGUGGUACCACAGUAAUUGGGUUUGCCUUUGAGCAAGUGCGUAUAGAUAGCAACACUGUUCUGUAUUAUUUGAUCUGUACUAUUGAAGUUUUUGUUCACAAUGAUGUUAAGAUGGUCAAUUAUGUAGUCUUCAAUUUGGUGCAGUGAACCGUAUAAUGCGCAUUCAUGUCUGUUUUGGAAGAGAUGAAUACACCAAAAAUAAUAAAAAUAAACUCUUAAGAGUCUAAAAACUGGUUUUUGAUACAUGUAACCAUUAAAAAGGUAAUUAAUGUCUGUUUUAAUCUAAGUAUCAGUAUGGCUAGACACACUUUUUUAUGUUGACUUUAGAUCUGUUUUAUUUGUCCUCCAAAAACUUAUGUAAAGUAUAUAUUUAGAUUAUUUUCCAUAAGUCACUGUUAAGUCUGUAAAUAUGGAAACGAAUAACUAUUGAACUGCUGUAAACAUACAUUUAUAAUUUAUUAUUAUAAUACGUAUUUACUGGUUUAUAAACUUUUUUCUUAAACUCUUCUUACAUCAAAUUGUUUUGUACAUUACACAUCAUCUGUUUGUUGCAGGUUUUAUUUAUUUAUUUUUUUUACUAAAACAAGGUUCCCACACUUUUAGAAGGUACUUUAAAACAAACAGGUCCUUAAGGUUUGUGAAUUAAAUUUUAAAUGAAAUUUGAUUAUUUUGUUAAUUCAACAAUUGUACUGUGCUGCUUUCAGCAGACUGAAAACAAGGUAAAUUCUUAAUUAGUAUUGAAUUCGACAAAUUUUAUUGAAGUUUUUUGAACAUGGCUGUUUAAAAUCAAAUUCUUCAUUCAAAAAACUCAUCAUUAUGCACACAGUUUUAUUGUUAAUUUUAAGUGUAAGUGAACUGUUGAGUACAGUAAGAAGUUUCAUGGUGGUGGCAGUUUUAAAAGUCGUUGAAAGUCCUUGAAUCUGCUGUUAAUGAAAGAGUGGGAACCCGUGUAUAACUGUGAUGUUCUGUUAUGACAGUAAUUACAUUCAUAAACAUGAACAUGCUACAUUCAGAUAACACACAAAGGAAACAGCUCAAAUUUGAUCUUGUGUCUAACCUUAGCCAAUGUGACGGAAAGUGUGCCACAUCCAGAAAGCAUGUGUAGUUGCUUUAUGAUUACUUGGAAUAAUAAUAAUAAAACAUCUUAAGUGCUCAGUUGUCUUAC